Lodderomyces beijingensis is the source of this 549-nucleotide messenger RNA. The record is from the annotation of a GenBank genome assembly. Lineage: Eukaryota; Fungi; Ascomycota; Pichiomycetes; Serinales; Debaryomycetaceae.
AUGAGAAGCAUCAAAGAGUAUAACGUCGGUAUGACCAUCGAAGUCAAUGACAGGAUGCAAAAGGACUACUCCUACAAAUUGACGGAAAAGAUGGGCGACAAGGCUGACGACUAUGGAGACGCUGGAUUCGAGCCGGAGUUGACACCAGAGGAGAUGUUGGCGGCGGGCGUAUUUGAAGGAAAGUACUUGAACGACUGCACCGAGGAAUUCCCCAAGGAAUGGUUUGAAAAGUCCAAAAAGAAGCGCGUGGAGGUAGGGAAGCCGCCCGAUUAUAAGUUGAAUCGGUUCAAGAUCAAAAGCCGACAGUCGUUGGUGAUCUGGCAGGAAAACCACUGGGUCUUGGGCGACGACCCUCGUGGAUGGUUCCAGUGGUACUGCAGGUACUGGCUAGGCCGGCGUGCGGAUGUGGACGGGUUCCAAAAGAAGAGGUGGAAGGCGUUCAAGCGUCACCGGGGCCAAGUGAAGCACAACUGCGAACCCGGUGAUUUGGAAUGCCGUCCCAAACAGCGGCAGGCAUUGCUUCAGUGGGCCUAUGACCCAUACAUCUGA